This is a messenger RNA of Theobroma cacao (cacao), 3844 nucleotides long. RefSeq names its product 26S proteasome regulatory complex, non-ATPase subcomplex, Rpn2/Psmd1 subunit. Gene Ontology annotation, cellular component: nucleus; proteasome complex; proteasome storage granule. The record is from RefSeq and is a predicted model, not a curated record. NCBI's taxonomy places the organism in Eukaryota, Viridiplantae, Streptophyta, Magnoliopsida, Malvales, Malvaceae. Gene Ontology annotation, biological process: regulation of protein catabolic process; proteasome-mediated ubiquitin-dependent protein catabolic process. Gene Ontology annotation, molecular function: enzyme regulator activity.
AACACACUAUAAAAAUAACUAAAAAAAUUUCCCGUUUUCUCCAAAGUUAAAUCCAACAAUCAAAAACCCAACCGGAAUAUCUUCCCUCUUUGUUCUUUAUUUCUCCGUCGUCGUUCCUCCUCCGGGUUCGUCUCCGGAUCGUCGACGGUUCUCUUUUACCGACAGAUAUCAAAAGUAAAAUCUCUGUUUUACCCCUCUCUUUUCUUCUUUUUGUUGACAAAAUCUCUCAAGAAUACAGUAGAGACGUAGGGUUUUUAUUUUCGGGAAGAAUAAUAAUGGCGGCAGCUGCGGCGACGAUGGUGAGCUCGGCUGGAGGGUUACUGGCGAUGCUUAAUGAGAGCCAUCCUCAAUUGAAGUUCCAUGCUCUCUCUAAUCUCAUCAGCUUCGUUGACCAAUUUUGGCCUGAGAUCUCCACCAGCGUCCCUAUCAUAGAAAGUUUAUAUGAAGAUGAAGAAUUUGGCCAGCAUCAGAGACAACUUGCUGCAUUGCUCGUCUCAAAGGUCUUUUAUUUCUUGGGUGAACUUAAUGAUUCAUUGUCAUAUGCUCUUGGAGCUGGUCCCCUUUUUGAUGUUUCUGAGGAUUCUGAUUAUGUUCAUACUCUCCUUGCCAAGGCAAUAGAUGAGUAUGCCAGUCUUCGGUCGAAGGCUGCAGAAUCAAGCGAUGAAGCAGCAAAGGUUGACCCUAGGUUGGAGGCAAUUGUGGAGAGAAUGCUGGACAAGUGUAUCAUGGAUGAAAAAUACCAACAAGCUAUGGGAAUUGCAAUUGAGUGCCGGAGACUGGAUAAACUUGAGGAAGCAAUAACGAGGAGUGAUAAUGUUCAUGGAACUUUAGCAUAUUGCAUCAAUGUCUCUCAUUCAUAUGUCUAUCGCAGAGAAUUUCGCCGAGAGGUGCUUCGGCUUCUUGUUAAAGUAUACCAACAGUUGCCUUCUCCUGAUUAUUUGAGCAUUUGUCAGUGUCUCAUGUUCUUAGAUGAACCUGAAGGUGUUGCAAAUAUAUUGGAAAAGCUUCUUCGUUCAGAAAAUAAGGAGGAUGCUCUUUUGGCUUUUCAAGUUACCUUUGAUCUUGUGGAAAAUGAGCACCAGGCUUUUCUGUUAAAUGUAAGAGAUCGCCUUUCGGCUCCCAAAUCUCUGCCUUCAGAAUCAGUGCAGCCGGUACCCAACGAUCCUACUCCUGCUCAAAAUGAAAAUCCUACAGCUCCAGAGGAUAUUCAGAUGACAGAUGGAUCUGCUGCUGCUUCGACAAAUGUGCACGAGGCCGAUCCCAAAGAAGUUAUGUAUGCUGAGAGGCUGACAAAAAUCAAAGGAAUUUUGUCUGGAGAGACAUCUAUACAGUUGACUCUACAAUUCUUAUACAGUCAUAACAAGUCGGAUCUUUUAAUUUUGAAGACAAUAAAGCAGUCUGUUGAAAUGAGGAAUAGCAUCUGUCAUAGUGCUACAAUUUAUGCUAAUGCUAUAAUGCAUGCUGGAACAACUGUGGAUACAUUCCUGAGGGACAAUCUGGACUGGCUGAGUAGAGCCACCAAUUGGGCCAAAUUCAGUGCAACAGCUGGUCUUGGUGUUAUUCAUAGAGGACAUCUGCAACAGGGCAGGUCUCUGAUGGCUCCUUACCUGCCCCAAGGUGGGGCUGGUGGUGGUGGGAGUCCAUACUCUGAAGGUGGGGCACUAUAUGCUUUGGGUCUCAUUCAUGCCAACCAUGGUGAGGGCAUUAAGCAAUUCCUUCGUGAUAGCCUGCGCAGUACUAAUGUUGAGGUUAUCCAACAUGGUGCAUGCUUAGGUCUUGGUUUGGCAGCUCUUGGAACUGCUGAUGAAGAAAUCUAUGAUGACAUCAAAAGCGUGCUUUAUACUGACAGUGCUGUUGCGGGUGAAGCUGCUGGCAUCAGUAUGGGUUUGCUUAUGGUUGGAACUGCAAGUGAGAAGGCAAGUGAGAUGCUUGCUUAUGCACAUGAGACACAACAUGAGAAAAUUAUCAGGGGUUUAGCGUUAGGGAUAGCUCUUACAGUUUAUGGAAGGGAAGAAGAAGCAGAUACAUUAAUUGAGCAGAUGACUCGGGAUCAAGACCCCAUACUACGUUAUGGUGGUAUGUAUGCAUUAGCAUUGGCCUAUAGGGGGACUGCAAACAACAAGGCCAUACGUCAGCUGCUGCACUUUGCCGUAUCAGAUGUGAGUGAUGAUGUUAGGAGAACUGCUGUUUUAGCACUGGGAUUUGUCCUUUACUCAGAGCCAGAGCAGACUCCUCGAAUUGUCUCCUUACUAUCUGAAUCUUACAAUCCACAUGUUCGAUAUGGUGCGGCACUUGCAGUGGGCAUUUCAUGUGCUGGCACAGGAUUGAGUGAGGCCAUAUCAUUACUAGAACCCUUAACAUCAGAUGUUGUUGAUUUUGUUCGUCAAGGUGCCCUCAUUGCGAUGGCUAUGGUCAUGGUCCAGAUCAAUGGAGCCAGUGAUUCUCGUGUUGGAACAUUCAGGCGACAAUUAGAGAAAAUAAUACUCGAUAAGCAUGAAGACACAAUGAGCAAGAUGGGAGCAAUCUUGGCUUCUGGGAUUCUUGAUGCUGGUGGUAGGAAUGUGACUAUAAGAUUGCUUUCCAAGACAAAACAUGACAAAGUUACUGCAGUUGUUGGUCUUGCUGUUUUUAGCCAGUUUUGGUAUUGGUAUCCCCUCAUCUAUUUUGUGAGCUUGUCAUUCUCACCCACAGCUUUUAUCGGACUGAACUAUGACCUAAAAGUUCCAAGAUUUGAAUUCUUAUCACAUGCAAAACCUUCACUUUUUGAGUAUCCAAAACCAACUACUGUGCCCACCACUACAUCAGCUGUUAAACUUCCAACUGCUGUCCUGUCAACUUCAGCAAAGGCUAAAGCUAGGGCUAAGAAAGAGGCAGAACAAAAGGCAAGUGCUGAGAAAUCAUCUGGGGCAGAGUCCUCAUCUACUGGUCCAAGUACUGGAAAAGGGAAAUCGUCUGGUGAGAAGGAUGGGGAGGCUAUGCAGGUUGAUAACCUUCCAGAGAAGAAAGCGGAGCCUGAGCCAUCAUUCGAGGUUUUGACCAACCCAGCCAGAGUGGUUCCUGCUCAAGAGAAAUUCAUCAAGUUUUUAGAAGACAGCAGAUAUGUGCCGGUGAAGUUGGCACCAUCCGGGUUUGUUCUUCUUAGAGACCUGCGCCCUGAUGAACCUGAAGUGCUCUCUCUAACAGAUGCACCUGCAUCCACAGCAUCUCCAGCUGGUGGAUCAGCAGCUGGACAGCAGAGUUCUUCAUCAGCUAUGGCUGUUGAUGAUGAACCCCAGCCCCCUCAGCCUUUUGAAUACACAUCGUGAUUUGGUUUUCCUUCAUUUGGAUGAGUGUGUGAUUUUAUGCUUUUCACAUGGAGAAAUACGGUGCUCUGGAGGGAUGAGUUGAAUUGGGGUGAGGCAGUUGCUACUGCACUAUUGCAAGGUAUUGGUGACCUCAAUCUGAUUUGCAUGCAUCUAAAGGUUUCUAAGGUGCUGAGCUGUUGUUGUGGUCUCUGCUUGCAUAUAGGCGACGUAUGAACUUUUCCAUAGUCAGUAAUAUAGUUUAUGUUUGAAGUGAACGGCAAGGUGGGAGCUACAAUAUGCCUGCUUGAGUUUGUACUCAGCCUGAGAUAAUGUUUUGCUGGAUUCUGGAACUGAACGGAUCCAAUGAUAAUUUCAGACACGGGCAGUGUUUUGCUCCAUUAUAGCUCUCCAACCUAAAGUGAAAAACUAGGAGAAAGGUGGCACAAUUCCCCACCUCAGUUCAGGAACUUCCUAGCAAUUUAGAUACAUUCUUAUCUCCAUGAGAUAUUAUUUUAAGUGUUAUCUUGAUUUCCACUCUCCUUCAUGAGGUUGCAUCGUAA